Messenger RNA from Pipistrellus nathusii (Nathusius's pipistrelle), 2463 nucleotides. Lineage: Eukaryota; Metazoa; Chordata; Mammalia; Chiroptera; Vespertilionidae. The record is from the annotation of a GenBank genome assembly.
AUGGCAACUGCACGUGGGAGAACAAAGAAAAAAGCAUCUUUUGAUCAUUCUCCAGAUAGCCUUCCUUUGAGGAGUUCCGGCAGGCAGGCAAAGAAAAAAGCAUCAGAGAUGAUGGAUGAGGAUGAGGACGGUGGGUCGGAGAAGAAGUACAGGAAAUGUGAAAAGGCAGGCUGUACAGCAACGUGUCCCGUGUGCUUUGCGAGUACUUCUGAAAGAUGUGCCAAGAAUGGCUACACCUCCCGAUGGUAUCACCUCUCCUGUGGGGAGCAUUUCUGUAAUGAAUGCUUUGACCAUUACUACAGAAGCCACAAGGAUGGAUAUGAUAAGUAUACUACAUGGAAAAAAAUAUGGACUAGCAAUGGAAAAACCGAACCCAGUCCCAAAGCUUUCAUGGCAGAUCAGCAACUCCCCUACUGGGUUCAGUGCACAAAACCUGAGUGUGGAAAAUGGAGGCAACUUACCAAGGAAAUCCAGCUUACUCCACAGAUAGCAAAGACCUACCGCUGUGGUAUGAAACCAAACACUGCUGCUAAGCCCGAGAAUCCAGACCAUUGUUCCCUCCCAGAGGAUCUAAGAGUGUCGGAAGUUUCCAACCAUUGGUGGUACUCCAUGCUCAUUCUACCUCCUUUGCUGAAAGACAGCGUGGCAGCACCCCUGCUCUCUGCCUACUACCCUGACUGCGUUGGCAUGAGCCCUUCCUGCACCAGCACACACCGCGCAGCCAGCGAAGCCAGCCCCGGGAAGCUGGAGCACUCCAAGGCGGUCCCCUCUGUGCUGGUCCCAGGCAUGAACCGGUACUUCCAGCCUUUCUACCAGCCCAACGAGUGCGGCAAAGCCCUGUGCGUGAGGCCGGACGUGAUGGAGCUGGACGAGCUCUACGAGUUCCCAGAGUACUCCCGAGACCCCACCAUGUACCUGGCCCUGAGGAACCUCAUCCUGGCCCUGUGGUACACCAACUGCAAAGAAGCUCUUACUCCUCAUAAAUGUAUUCCUCACAUCAUUGUCCGGGGUCUCGUGCGCAUUCGAUGUGUUCAGGAAGUGGAGAGGAUCCUUUACUUUAUGACGAGAAAAGGUCUCAUCAACACGGGCGUUCUCAGCGUCGGCACUGACCAGCGUCUUCUUCCUAAAGAUUACCACAGUAAAUCAGUCGUUGUUAUCGGGGCUGGUCCAGCAGGAUUAGCAGCUGCUAGGCAACUGCAUAACUUUGGAAUUAAGGUGACUGUGCUGGAAGCCAAAGACAGAAUUGGAGGCCGAGUGUGGGAUGAUAAAUCUUUUAAAGGCGUCACAGUGGGAAGAGGAGCCCAGAUCGUCAAUGGCUGUAUUAACAACCCAGUAGCACUCAUGUGUGAACAACUUGGCAUCAGCAUGCAUAAAUUUGGAGAAAGAUGUGACUUAAUUCAGGAAGGUGGAAGAAUUACUGACCCCACUAUUGACAAGCGCAUGGAUUUUCAUUUUAAUGCUCUCUUGGAUGUUGUCUCUGAGUGGAGAAAGGAUAAGACUCAGCUCCAAGAUGUCCCUUUAGGAGAGAAGAUCGAGGAGAUCUACAAAGCUUUCAUCAAGGAGUCCGGCAUCCACUUCAGCGAGCUGGAGGAGCAGGUGCUGCAGUUCCACCUCAGCAACCUGGAGUACGCAUGUGGCAGCAACCUCCACCAGGUGUCUGCUCGCUCCUGGGACCACAACGAGUUCUUUGCCCAGUUUGCUGGUGACCAUACUCUCCUAACUCCUGGCUAUUCCGUCAUCAUUGAAAAACUGGCUGAAGGACUAGAUAUUCGGCUCAAAUCUCCAGUACAGAAGGUUGAUUAUUCUGGAGAUGAAGUACAAGUUACCACGACAGAUGGGACAGCAUACACAGCACAGAAGGCGUUAGUCACUGUCCCACUGGCCUUACUGCAGAAAGGCGCCCUUCAGUUUAAUCCGCCGCUGUCCGACAAGAAGAUGAAGGCCAUCAACAGCUUAGGCGCAGGCAUCAUUGAAAAGAUUGCCUUGCAAUUUCCUUAUCGAUUUUGGGACAGUAAAGUUCAAGGAGCGGACUUUUUCGGGCAUGUUCCUCCUAGUGCCAGCAAGCGAGGGCUUUUUGCUGUGUUCUAUGACAUGGAUCCCCAGAAGAAGCACAGCGUGCUGAUGUCGGUGAUUGCUGGGGAGGCGGUGGCCUCCCUGCGGAACCUGGACGACAAGCAGGUGCUGCAGCAGUGCAUGGCCACGCUCCGGGAGCUGUUCAAGGAACAGGAAGUCCCAGAUCCCACAAAGUAUUUUGUCACUCGGUGGAACACAGACCCCUGGAUCCAAAUGGCAUACAGUUUUGUGAAGACAGGUGGGAGCGGUGAAGCCUACGACAUCAUUGCUGAAGAAAUACAAGGAACCCUCUUCUUUGCUGGCGAGGCAACAAACAGACAUUUCCCACAAACGGUUACAGGGGCCUAUUUGAGCGGCGUUCGAGAAGCAAGCAAGAUUGCAGCAUUUUAA